Messenger RNA from Doryrhamphus excisus (bluestripe pipefish), 5444 nucleotides. Lineage: Eukaryota; Metazoa; Chordata; Actinopteri; Syngnathiformes; Syngnathidae. The record is from RefSeq and is a predicted model, not a curated record.
ACCAUUAGGAGCAGACGUGCCUCUUUCAUUAAAGUCGAGUUAGGGGAAAUGUGAGCCCGCCCCCUUUUCAGGACUCCAAAAGGGGGGAAAAAAGAAAAGGAAAGAAGAAGAAGCCAUGAGCUAAAAAAAAAUAAAAAAAGGAAAGCGAGGAGAAGGGUUUAUGGAAAGAUUCUGUCAGGAUUUGUGGGUAGGAGAAGAAACAACAACACCGAACCCCCAGAGCAGACGACCGGCUGUACACCAGCACCACCUUCACCACCCACCGGCACCAGUCCACUGUACCGACACCUUUGCUGUGCCGCGCAGCGCUUUGCCUGCCUGCGCGCACACACACACACACACACACACACACACACACACACACACACACACACACACACCGAGCGAUUAGCGAGGGAGAGAGAGAGAGAGUGAGAAAGAGAGAGAGAGAGAGCUUGUAGCCCUCCAUGACAUAGUCGAGACUCCGAGCGUGUACUGUAGAUUACUUUUUCCCCUCCCAGCGGCGUCCUCUGCUAAGUUGCGCUCCUGGAUUUUAAGUGCGUCUCGGCCCGAGUCCUGUCUUCGUCAACCCAGUCCGGACCGGACCCCCGACGCACCGGCGGACCUGCUCGCUGCACCUACCUUCCACAUUACACAUCAGCCGGAUGAUUUUCUUGUUCCAUAAAUUCUGAGAGAUGGUCGAAAACAAGGAAGAGCAGUGCAGAAUCCACAGGGAGAAGGAAUGAGAAGAAGUGGAGCUAACCAUCUUGGGCUCCUCUUCCCUAAAUCAAGGGAAGAGGCGCUUGGAACGAUAACAGGGAUUAGCUCCCAGUGCUCACCAGCUCCCCUUGGUACAGAUGCUGGAAUCUUUGAGUUGAUUGGAACAAAUAGAAAGCCAGGAAAGAGAGAGAAAAGGAAGAGAAAGGAAGAGCAGAAGAGCAAAGAGAAAGACGAAGAAGAGAGAAGCAAGCAUAAAGUUCUUUGGAAAGAGGAGAGAAAGAAAGAGACGGGGACGAUGGGGAGGAAAAAGAUUCAGAUCACGCGGAUUAUGGAUGAACGCAACAGACAGGUGACAUUUACAAAGCGAAAGUUUGGCCUCAUGAAGAAAGCCUAUGAGCUGAGUGUGCUGUGCGACUGUGAGAUUGCCCUCAUCAUCUUCAACAGCACCAACAAGCUGUUCCAGUACGCCAGCACAGACAUGGACAAGGUCCUGCUUAAAUACACCGAGUACAAUGAGCCCCAUGAGAGUAGGACCAACUCGGACAUUGUGGAGACGUUGAGAAAGAAGGGCCUAAAUGGCUGUGACAGCCCUGACCCCGACGCAGACGACUCGGUCGGCCACAGCCCUGAGUCUGAGGACAAAUACAGGAAAAUUAACGAGGACAUAGAUCUGAUGAUCAGCAGACAGAGACUGUGUGCUUUGAGCAAGAAGGAGAACAAAGGUGGCGAGAGCCCGGAGCUCGAGUCCUCUCUGAUCCUCACCCCUCGCACUGAGGAGAAAUACAAACAGAUAAACGAGGAGUUUGAUCACAUGAUUAAAAGCCAUAAAAUACCUCAGGCCAUGCCCCCGUCCAACUACGACAUGCCCGUCUCCAUUCCCGUCAGCAACCAGAACAAUCUCAUUUACAGCCAUCCAGGAGGCUCCUUGGGAAACCACAACCUGCUGCCACUGACACAUCAUGGUCUACAGAGAAACAGCAUGUCCCCCGGGGUUACACACAGACCCCCCAGUGCAGGUAACCCAGGUGGCCUCAUGGGUGCUGACCUCACCACUGGCGCAGGCACCAGUGCUGGAAAUGGAUAUGGCAACCACCGCAACUCCCCCGGUCUGCUGGUGUCUCCGGCUGGCAUGAACAAAAACAUGCAGGCAAAGUCGCCUCCUCCCAUGAACUUAGGCAUGAACAACCGCAAGCCCGACCUACGUGUGCUUAUCCCGCAUGGCGCCAAGAACAACAUGCCCUCCAUUUCUGAGGAUGUCGAUCUGCUAUUGAACCAGAGAAUAAACAACUCCCAGUCUGCUCAGUCAUUGGCCACCCCGGUUGUGUCAGUAGCAACUCCCACUCUGCCAGGACAAGGCAUGGGUGGUUAUCCAUCAGCUAUUUCCACUUCUUAUGGUACCGAGUAUUCAUUGAACAGUGCAGACUUGUCCUCGCUCUCCGGCUUCAACAGCGGCAGCUCCCUCCACCUAGGCUCAAUGAGCGGCUGGCAACAGCAGCACCUUCAGAACAUGCAGCAUUCAGCCCUUGGACAGCUUGGAAAUUGCUCUAGCUCUCACUUAUGUCAGGGCUCAAAUCUCUCCCUGCCCUCUGCUCAAAGCCUGCACAUCAAGUCCGAACCUGUUUCUCCUCCUAGAGAUCGCACCAGCAGCACACCGGGGGGCUAUGGUGGUGGUGGUGGGGUAGCACCUCCCCAGAACCCUUCGUCCCGCCAGGACUCGGGACGCUCCCCGGUCGAUAGCCUGAGCAGUUGUAGCAGCUCCCACGAAGGCAGUGACCGCGAUGAGCACAGAAACGAGUUCCACUCUCCACUGGGACUGGCCCGGCCCGCUCUGGAUGAGCGCGAGAGCCCCUCCAUCAAGCGUGUGCGCCUGUCCGAAGGCUGGGCCACAUGAUAGCAGUGCCCCAACUUACCCCGAGCGCCCCCCCUCCUACAACAAGACUGCGUUCUGUCAAGCCCCUAGUCUCAGCCCUCAGUCACAAUCAUCCAAUCCUAAAGGACAAGUCUUUUUGUUUUUAUUUGGCUUUUAUUUUUGCUGAGUGUGUGUGUAUGUGUGUGUGUGCUAAUACAUCAAUCAGUGGGCUCUGGGGGUUAGAUGUCAGUCGGGGGGACGGGUGGUCUUUGUUUUUUCUUUUCAAUUGGGGAACUAUGCAUAAAUUGCUUUGCGUGUGCAUAAAACAAAUGACAAAUGCAUAUAUCUUUACACGUGUGUACAUAUAUGCAUAUCAACAACAACAAUAGUCAGGUACUCUGUUUCAUACAACUUGCCAUGGAGAAAUAUGAGUGACUGAAGAUGGAAAGCGGUGAGAAAAAGACAAAAAAAAAAAGAGCAUCAACACGAGAGUGAGUGUGUGAGGACAACACCUUAGCACUUGACAAACAACACGUGUGUGUACAGUGUCAGUUGCAUCACUAUAUACCUUCUUCUCUGGAGUUCUCCCUUGCAAAAAAAGUGUGUGUUAACAUUAGAUGAUGUCAUGUUGCAGGUUCAACGUAUUUAUGUAAAUAGAGGACGAAAGGGGGGUUAUUGAAGUUGCCGGACAUUUCAAGAUUUAUUUACUCGCUAAAGGAAAAGCUAAUAUGCAACAUUUUUGAAGGACUGUACAGGUGAUUAAACCCCAAUAUGUUUGGAACUUUUCAUUUUAGCGGGGUGUGUAGGAAGAAGGGGAGCGAGGACCACCCUCUGAUCCAAGAGUUCAUGUAAUCAACAAGCCUCUGGAUCUAGUAUUAACUAUCAGUAUUAUUAAAGGACAAAAAAAACAGUUGUACGAUACACUUGCUUAUAUUUUCAUAUGAAAGGAAUACAAUGCAAAGCAUUUUGUGGCUUUUUGUAGUUUCUAUAAGCCAGAAUGUGUUUUUUGAUAGCUUUGCUAAUAAGAGAAGGAUAGUGCACCCACACCCAGCUGGGGGAUGAACGGGCAUCGGAGCCCUAAGCCAUGAAAACAGACUGAGAUCCAAUGCUUUGCUGAACUGUUUUAUCUUUGUAGAGGUUUGUUAUUAUUAAACGUGUAUUUCUAAUUAUAUAUAAUAAUGGUAAUAUUAAGAAUCUUUAAAAAAAAAUCUGUGAAAUUAACAUGCUUGUGUAUAGCUUUCUAAUAUAUAAAUAUAUAUAAUAAUUUUUUUUUGUUGGUUUCUUAGUGGAGUUUCUAUGUGCAGUUGCACAUGUUGUCUGGUUUGUUUCCUUUCAAGCCCUGAGCAAAGCUGUUCAGCUGGUGUAUUGACUACAACUCUUUGGGGCUCCAACACAAGCAGUUAGUCUGGAAGUGAGGAUGACACAGAAAAUCUGAUCCAACAUGCAUUUUAUGUCUCACAUGUUUCAUUUUUAAGCUGAAUUAACUUAUUGAACAUGUUUUCCCUAAUUCAGCUUGUCAUGUACAAGAUCGGGCUGCACAAUUUCUCCAGUGAACUAUUUAGGUAAUAUAAUUCCACAAAUGGAUGGUAAGGAAUUACCCCAAAUCGUUUGCAGACCUAAUUUGAUUCUGUGCCUCCUCAUGUUCCAUUCUUUUACAAUAAAACAUCAUUUAGUACAAUUGUGACAGCUACAUGAGGGAAAUUUGAUCAUGCUGGUAUAUGGGAGAAGCACAAUUUGUGAUAAAUAGCUGUUUAGACCCAAACCUCAUAUCUCUGCCGCCUGAGUCCUGUAUCUGCUGUCAUUUAAGUGUGAUAUUUCAGUGUGCAUAUAUUUCAUGCAGGUUCACUAUGUUGUUACUGUAUACAGUCUGUGCAUUCAAACAGGGGCAGAGCCUCUAUAGCAGUGUUCUUCUCACUCUGUUUUUUUUAAUUCUAUACAAAAAGGCUGAGAAAAAAAAAACAUGUUUGAGGCGAGCGUGUGUGGAGAAACCAAAGCCAACGGCAUUUGUGUGUUGUAAACAUUUUAUUUUCACAUUCAUUUAUGGUUUUUUGCAAGCAUUGAAACAAGACAAUAAAAAUGUUCAAAUGUACAAUCGCUUUCACAUUUCAAUUCAAGGCAAAGUAACAAUUUGUGUGCAUCGGUUUCAUGUGUGUAUUUAUUAUUUCCUGUUCUUGAAUCCAAAUUCUCAGAAUGCAUGCAUUAAGAAGUCACAUCUCACACUAAUUAGCAUCUAUUUAUAGUCACUUCCAGCUUGAACUGAUGCCAACAUGUCCUGGUGAUGAAUUAGUGUUGAGACUAACCAAAGACAUGUAGCAUGUUAUCUAUUCUCUUCUUCUUUUUUGUUGUUGUUAUAGAUGCAUUUGAACCAUUUUUCAUCAUCUGUUGAUCAGUUGUUGUGUUGUCAUUGAGAAAAGAGAUUAAAAAGAAUGCUGGUACCUCCAUAUGACCCAAGCAGUACCUCAGCUGAUGUAUUGUCAAGUCACUUUGCAGUGCAAAAAUACAAAGAGACAGCAUCCACCUGUACAGCCGUGUGUAAUAACAUAUACCAUCCCUCUUUGUUGCUCCACAUGCUGUGGUUUAUUUAUAUCUUUCAAAAAAAUGAUUUUGUUUUCUGUUAAAAGGCUUAAAACAGUUCGUCUGUAGUAUGAAAUGUAGCUUGUAAAAACCCAGAGACUUGGGGCAGUUUUUUUGUGCAGACGAUGAGCGGCUUGCAGCGGCAUAAGCUGGCCUUUGUCGCCAAUUGAGACUAAAGGUGAUGGUGUUCAAUGAGACACUUGUGUAACUCAAGGGACUGGAUUGAGCUGUGUGUAUAGUUGAUUUAGGGGCUGGAAUUAAAAGAAAGAAAGACUUGUUUGUACUUGGCAGAGAUUUCAGUAAACUUACUGGCUUUCUUAGU